GGCAAUUUCAUAAGUUUUGUGCGUAAGCUCCACCCUGGUUUCCUCAAAUGCCGUCUCGAGAAUAUAUAUUGGUGCCAAAAUAUAGUGAGACCUGAGCUUCUUUAAAGAAUUAACAUUUUGGAUUCGCUGGGAAACUAUUUUUACCAUUCAACCUUUGAGACACUCGACGAUCGACAACAUGCAAAAGAUGACCAAUCAGAAAGAGACCGUGUUCAGUUUGGUGCAGGUGAAAGGGACUUGGAAGCGCAAAGCAGGUCAAAAUGUGAAGCAGCAAACAAAAGGACGAGUUUCAGCAGCAAAAAUUUAUGAAAGCAGCUCUUCCAAUGGCACCAGCUGGACAGUGGUCAGCCCCAUCACCUUCACAUACACAGUUACUCAAACCAAAAACCUUCUCGAUCCUAGCAAUGACACUUUGCUUUUGGGCCACAUCAGAGAUGUUCAGGAACUUGAGUCCGUACGGUCCAGUAGUAAGCCCUUAAAGCGCUUCAUAGUGAUGGAUGAGGUUGUGUACAAUCUCUAUGGUCCCCAGGUCAAAGACUACCUGGAGGCCAGAAACGUCCUGUAUCGAAUCCUUCCAGUGCCCACUACGGAGGAGAACAAGUGUAUGGAGGUGGCAAUGAAGAUCCUGGAAGAAAUCCACAGGUUUGGUGUUGACCGGCGCACAGAGCCCAUCAUCGCCAUCGGAGGUGGAGUUUGCCUGGACAUCGUGGGUCUCGCAGCUUCCCUCUACAGAAGGCGCACUCCAUACAUUCGGGUUCCCACCACCCUUCUGUCUUACAUCGAUGCCAGCGUCGGCGCAAAGACAGGCGUGAACUUUGCAAACUGCAAGAAUAAGCUUGGCAGCUACAUCGCACCUGUUGCCGUCUUCCUGGACAGGUCUUUCAUAAAAUCUAUUCCUAGAAGACACAUAUCUAACGGGCUCGCAGAAAUGCUGAAGAUGGCUCUCAUGAAGCACAAAGGACUUUUUGAACUUCUGGAAACACAAGGGGAGUUUCUAUUAAAUUCCAAGUUCCAAUCCGCAGCGGUGCCGGAGGAAGACAGCAUCGACCCCGCUUCUGUAUCUACACGUGUUGCUAUAGAAACCAUGUUGGAAGAAUUAGCCCCGAAUUUAUGGGAAGAUGAUCUUGACAGACUUGUCGACUUUGGUCACCUGAUCAGCCCUGAACUAGAGAUGAAAGUUCUUCCAGCCCUGCUGCAUGGCGAAGCAGUCAAUAUCGAUAUGGCCUACAUGGUGUACGUGGCCCAUGAGAUGGGGCUCCUUAAAGACACUGAGAAGUUUAGGAUCAUCUGUUGCAUGCUAGGGCUGGAACUGCCAGUGUGGCAUCAAGAUUGCACUUUUGGUCUGGUGCAGAAGUCAUUGUGUGAUAGACUACAACACUCUGGAGGGCUUGUGAGAAUGCCCUUACCAACAGGCCUAGGAAAAGCAGAAAUAUUCAACGACAUCAAUGAAGACACUCUUUUCAGGGCUUUUGAGAAAUGGUGCAAUGAACUCAGCACUGGGUUACCUCAAAGAAACAGCACAAAACAGACAUUUAUAUGAUAUGCUAUUGUUUACAUAUAGGGCAGCUUGGACUUUUGGCUCGUAAUACUUUUUCCUUUUUUAUUUGCAGAGAUUAUGGGCAUUCAGGUGUUAUGCAUUUAAGACAACGUAAAAGCACUUUUUAUUGUCUGAAUGUGAAUGACAAUAUGAUGCAGUAUUUGAAGAUCUGUCUAUAUUUGUGAUAAAGCAAUUUCAUAUUCAAUUUUUCAGAUAACUGUGACAUCAGUCUUUCAGCUUUGUAUGGUGUUUGCAAGUUUAUAAUAAACAAUUCAACUAACAAGUGUAUUACAAGUAUUUACAACUGUAAAUGAAAAGGCACAGCAAACAAGGCUUUAAUACAACAUACAGGUACUUGCAUAGUGAUCUAUU
Messenger RNA from Paramisgurnus dabryanus, 1909 nucleotides. RefSeq names its product 2-epi-5-epi-valiolone synthase (gene eevs). Gene Ontology annotation, biological process: antibiotic biosynthetic process. The record is from RefSeq and is a predicted model, not a curated record. Gene Ontology annotation, molecular function: 3-dehydroquinate synthase activity. NCBI's taxonomy places the organism in Eukaryota, Metazoa, Chordata, Actinopteri, Cypriniformes, Cobitidae.